This is a messenger RNA of Drosophila kikkawai, 2475 nucleotides long. The record is from RefSeq and is a predicted model, not a curated record. Lineage: Eukaryota; Metazoa; Arthropoda; Insecta; Diptera; Drosophilidae.
UUUAUUAGAAAAUUAAUGUCUACAUGAGCUAAUUUAGGUUUACAAGAUAGAGCUUCUCCUUUAAUAGAACAAUUAAUUUUUUUUCACGAUCAUGCAUUAUUAAUUUUAGUAAUAAUUACAAUUUUAGUAGGAUAUUUAAUAUUUACACUAUUUUUUAAUAACUAUGUAAAUCGAUUUCUUUUACAUGGACAACUUAUUGAAAUAAUUUGAACAAUUUUACCAGCUAUUAUUUUAUUAUUUAUUGCUUUACCUUCUUUACGAUUAUUAUAUUUAUUAGAUGAAAUUAAUGAACCAUCAGUAACUUUAAAAAGAAUUGGUCAUCAAUGAUAUUGAAGUUAUGAAUAUUCAGAUUUUAAUAAUAUUGAAUUUGACUCUUAUAUAAUCCCUACAAAUGAAUUAUCAACAGAUGGAUUUCGACUUUUAGAUGUUGAUAAUCGAAUUGUAUUACCUAUAAACUCUCAAAUUCGAAUUUUAGUAACAGCUGCUGAUGUUAUUCAUUCAUGAACAAUUCCUGCUUUAGGUGUUAAAGUAGAUGGAACUCCUGGUCGUUUAAAUCAAACAAAUUUUUUUAUUAAUCGUCCAGGAUUAUUUUUCGGACAAUGUUCAGAAAUUUGUGGAGCUAAUCAUAGUUUUAUACCAAUUGUAAUUGAAAGAGUUCCUGUAAAUUAUUUUAUUAAAUGAAUUUCUAGAAAUAAUUCUUCAUUAGAUGACUGAAAGCAAGUACUGGUCUCUUAAACCACACUAUAGUAAAUUAGCACUUACUUCUAAUGAAAAAAAAAAUUAGUUAAACUUAUAACAUUAGUAUGUCAAACUAAAAUUAUUAAAAUAUUAAUAUUUUUUAAUUCCACAAAUAGCCCCUAUUAGAUGAUUAUUAUUAUUUAUUAUUUUUUCUAUUACAUUUAUUUUAUUCUGCUCAAUUAAUUAUUAUUCUUAUAUACCUUCUUCACCUAAAUCUAAUGAAUUAAAAAAUAUUAAUUUAAAUUCAAUAAAUUGAAAAUGAUAACAAAUUUAUUUUCUGUUUUUGACCCUUCAGCAAUUUUCAAUUUAUCAUUAAAUUGAUUAAGAACAUUUUUAGGACUUUUAAUAAUUCCAUCAAUUUAUUGAUUAAUGCCUUCUCGUUAUAAUAUUUUUUGAAAUUCUAUUUUAUUAACUCUUCAUAAAGAAUUCAAAACUUUAUUAGGUCCUUCAGGACAUAAUGGAUCUACUUUUAUUUUUAUUUCAUUAUUUUCAUUAAUUUUAUUUAAUAAUUUUAUAGGAUUAUUUCCAUAUUUUUUACAAGAACAAGUCACUUAACUUUAACAUUAUCAUUAGCAUUACCACUAUGAUUAUGUUUCAUAUUAUAUGGAUGAAUCAAUCAUACACAACAUAUAUUCGCUCACUUAGUACCUCAAGGAACACCUGCUGUUUUAAUACCUUUUAUAGUAUGUAUUGAAACAAUUAGAAAUAUUAUUCGACCAGGAACUUUAGCUGUUCGAUUAACAGCUAAUAUAAUUGCAGGACAUUUAUUAUUGACACUAUUAGGUAAUACAGGACCAUCAAUAUCAUAUAUAUUAGUAACAUUUUUAUUGGUUGGACAAAUUGCUUUAUUAGUUCUUGAAUCUGCUGUAGAUAUAAUUCAAUCUUAUGUAUUUGCAGUAUUAAGAACAUUAUAUUCUAGAGAAGUAAAUUAAUGUCUACACACUCAAAUCACCCUUUCCAUUUAGUUGAUUAUAGACCAUGACCUCUAACAGGAGCAAUUGGAGCUAUAACAACUGUAUCAGGUAUAGUAAAAUGAUUUCAUCAAUAUGAUAUCUCAUUAUUUUUUUUAGGUAAUAUUAUUACAAUUUUAACUGUAUAUCAAUGAUGACGAGACGUGUCUCGAGAAGGAACAUAUCAAGGAUUGCAUACCUAUGCAGUAACUAUUGGAUUACGUUGAGGAAUAAUUUUAUUUAUUUUAUCAGAAGUAUUAUUUUUUGUAAGAUUUUUUUGAGCAUUUUUUCAUAGAAGUCUUUCCCCAGCUAUUGAAUUAGGUGCUUCAUGACCUCCAAUAGGAAUUAUUUCUUUUAAUCCAUUUCAAAUUCCUCUAUUAAAUACUGCUAUUUUAUUAGCUUCUGGAGUUACAGUAACAUGAGCUCAUCAUAGAUUAAUAGAAAAUAAUCAUUCUCAAACUACUCAAGGUUUAUUUUUUACUGUUAUUUUAGGAAUUUAUUUUACUAUUCUACAAGCUUAUGAAUAUAUUGAAGCCCCAUUUACUAUUGCAGAUUCUGUUUAUGGUUCUACUUUUUUUAUAGCUACAGGAUUUCAUGGAAUUCAUGUAUUAAUUGGAACAACUUUUUUAUUAGUUUGUUUACUACGACAUUUAAAUAAUCAUUUUUCAAAAAAUCAUCAUUUUGGAUUUGAAGCAGCUGCAUGAUAUUGACACUUUGUAGAUGUAGUUUGAUUAUUUUUAUAUAUUACAAUCUACUGAUGAGGUGGAUAAUUAAUUACUAAUUAAUA